Messenger RNA from Actinia tenebrosa (Australian red waratah sea anemone), 2475 nucleotides. RefSeq names its product N-terminal EF-hand calcium-binding protein 1. Gene Ontology annotation, cellular component: cytoplasm. Gene Ontology annotation, molecular function: calcium ion binding. The record is from RefSeq and is a predicted model, not a curated record. Gene Ontology annotation, biological process: regulation of amyloid precursor protein biosynthetic process. Lineage: Eukaryota; Metazoa; Cnidaria; Anthozoa; Actiniaria; Actiniidae.
ACUGCAAAGCUCUCAAGUAACUCUGUCCCCUUCUGUCAGUUUGUUUGCAACAUGGCCGAAGCUACUGCUGAAGAAAAAGGAAAAUCUAUCUUCCUUGAUGUAUUUCGAAGAGCCGAUAAAAAUGAUGAUGGAGCCCUGUCAUUGUCAGAAUUUACAGCUUUCUUCAGCGAUGGAAUUCUUUCAACUGAAGACCUCAAAAAGCUCUUCAAUGACAUUGACACCCAUGAGACAAACAACUUGGAUACUUCAGAACUAUGUGAAUUCUUUCUAAAACAAGCUGGGCCAUUUGCUCAAGUGUUUUCAGGUCUCGAAGACAUGAACAGAGCUGUUAGUAAUGCUCUUAUGAAGUCUUUCAAGGAUUACUCAACUCAAACUUUCAUUGGAAAAUUCAUUACAAGAUUUUUUCUUAAGGAGCCAGUGCUGUAAAAAACGUCCUCUCUCAGGAAGUGAAUYGACUAGCAGACCUGAUCACCAAACUUGAAUGCAAGGCCAAGUUCAAUGUGGUGGAUGAAGAAGAAGUAGAUGUUACAGAUGAUAACAUGGCAGUCAUCGUUUCCAGRAAAUUCAAGGUGUCAGAGAAAUGCUUGUCCCAGUUUCGCUCCAACAUGAAGGCGUACAUUGGUGCAUCAAGCCUCCAAGAGGGCUGUCUGCAUCUGUGUGUUCGAUCAUUCACUGGUACCAACAAUUUCAUUUUGUACGAGAUUUGGGAAAGUGUCGACCAGCUGAACAGACAUUUUGGCAGUCAGACUUCCAAGUCGUUCAUGCACAGCAACAUCGAGAACCUUGACCAGCCAGAGGAGUACAACAAGAUCACUUUACCAGCUUCGUGGUGGAGUGGUGCAAGCAAUUAACAAUUCCUUCGUAUCCAAACAAUUAAUUUUAAUUUUAAUGUUCACUUAGUUUUACAGCCGGUAUGAGUGACUAAAGCCGUAUACGUCACACCUUAUAGGUGUAGGUGUUUUAUAAUGCGGCGAUAAAACCUGGUUUUCAACAUGUGCUUUCACCAAGGCUAUUCAUAUAACAGUCGUUCUCAAUUACACGCGAGGAAUCGUCGUCGCGACAAGUUAGGUUUUGGUUGACGUCAAUCAAGGCGUUUCCAUGACAUCCCAUAGACCGUCCAAUAAAAUUCUAUUUAGGCUGCGUAUACACGGUACCGGACGAUUUAUGAACCGGUCAAGAACUUGACCUUUACAUACUGUUUAAACAGAACUUUCUCUUUAAUUGAACAUACGGAACCGUUUGAACCGAUAGAACCCCUCAACAACUGACAUACAACUACUUGACCGGUAACAGUGCGAAUCGAAAAACCGUGGGCACCUAGAAAUAUUCUAGGAAUAUUCUACUCUUCUUUGGCCAAUCAGAAUUGACUUUCUAACCAUAAGAUAACGGAAAGAUAACAAUACGCUUCUGAUUUGCUAUUGAACAUUCUUGACAUAUUUCUAGGUGCCCACGGUUUUUCGAUUCGCACUUUAAUAAUUCGUCCGGUACCGUGUAAUUUUAAACGUAGCCUUAGUCGCGAUUGCAAUUUGCACGAUUUCUUGCGUUAUUUCUCACUUACCGGCGUUUGCAUUGCUACGCRGCCACUCCAGACAAAAAUCGCGACGUGCACUUUGCAAUAGACUGCAGUCAGUCAACCACGUUGACGUCAUUUACACGCGUUUGGAUCGGCCCCGAUAGGCCCGGUKAGUGUGGCUCAUAAUACUUGUAAACAAUCGACCGAUGUUUUGGCGCCUUUUGAAUCACACACGCGUGUAAAUGGCGUCAACGUGGUUGACUGACUGCAGUCUAUUGCAAAGUGCACGUGGCGAUUUUUGUCUAGUGUGGCCGCGUAGCAAUGAAACGCCGUUAAACACCAAAAACCCCAAGGUGAAAACACUGUUAUAAUAAAUAGGGACAGAAAACUAGCCAAGACAACAAAUGAAAACCAAGGAAAGCAAGAAAAUGUUGGUUUUGUACAACACAUCUAAUAUGAAACAAUUCUUUUAUUUCCGUGUACCAUUUUUAUUUACGAAUGUAACUCCAUUUGAACAACUAAUCAAGGCUCUUUGCUGCAUCAACUMAACCUAUACACAGGUAGCCCAACUGUCAUUUUUAUUUCAAAAAAAUCAAUCCUCCUUUGCCACUUGUACCAUAACGUCUGGCAAAACUGUAAUCAGAAGAUGUGUAGUACUGUGCGGAUACYCCAACCGGGACUACAUUGAUAAACUAAUAUCAUUAACCAAUCAUAUUGCGACAUUUAGUUCAAUACCUUUAACCAGCCAAUCAGAUAGCGCAUGGAUAUAAUUUAGAAGUGCGUGACAACGUGAUAAUCUGAUUGGCUAAAGGCACUGUUAUCAGUUCUGUCUAGUGUAUUGUUAUCUGAUUGGUCAGUUAUUCAAGUGGUCCUGGUUAGUGUGUCCGCACAGUAAUUACUUUUCAAACUUUUCAYCUGUUCUUUUAGAAAAUUGAAAGGAGAAUAUAGAGUAUCUUGCAAAG